GAAAGGUCUCACAUUGACCGUCCUGGGCUCUGUUCCUUCCCCCUCCCUCCACUGUGUCACAGCUUCAAAACAACUAACACCAUCCCCCUAGGCACCAUGGGCAUCGCAAUAAUGGGCGGCGUGAUGUCCUCCCUCGCCUCUGCCAAAGUCCAAUCCUCCCUCUCCACCUCAGAUACCCCCUCAGACACCCCCAACCUCACCAACUUCAUCGCCUGCGACGCCUGGGCGCCGGCCGAAGAAAAAGUAAAAGCCGCCCUAGGCCACUACAACUUCCCGCUCAAGACCCUCACAAACGACAACCUAACGGGCGCCCGCGAAGGCGACAUCAUCCUGCUCUCCUGCAAACCCCACGGCGUAAAGGACAUUUUAAGCGAACCCGGCAUGCGCGACGCGCUACACGGGAAGAUCCUCGUCAGCAUCCUCGCGGGCGUGACGCAGGAACAGCUCGAGGCGGCGCUGUAUAGCGAUGGAAAAGGGGUGCCAGAGGGUGGAUGUAGGAUUGUUAGGGUGAUGCCGAAUACGGCGUCGUUUGUGAGGGAGUCGAUGAGUGUUAUUCAGAAGACUACGCCGCCUCUUGAACCGUCCCAACUUAACCUCGUGAGAUUUAUCUUCUCGUCGAUUGGACGUGUGGUGGAACUACCUCCAGCGCAGAUGGACGUCAGCACCGCGCUUUGCGGGUCUGGUCCUGCGUUCUUUGCGCUCAUUUUGGAGGCUGCUGCUGAUGGUGCUGUGGCGAUGGGUUUGCCGCGUGCGGAGGCGCAGAUGAUGGCUGCGCAGACGAUGCGUGGAACCACUGGCUUAGUCCUCGAGGGCGGCGAGCAUCCUGGUGUGUUGAGGGAUAAGGUCAGCACGCCUGGCGGAUGCACGAUCGGAGGGUUGUUGGUACUAGAGGAAGGAGCCGUGAGAGGGGCUGUUAGCAGAGCUAUUCGUGAAGCUACAGUUGUUGCGAGCCAGCUUGGACAAGGAGCGAAGAACGUUAACGGAACGAGGCAUUAG
Molecule: messenger RNA, 996 nt
Organism: Periconia digitata
Lineage: Eukaryota; Fungi; Ascomycota; Dothideomycetes; Pleosporales; Periconiaceae
Source: the annotation of a GenBank genome assembly